This is a messenger RNA of Metarhizium robertsii ARSEF 23, 630 nucleotides long. Its product is annotated as DUF946 domain-containing protein. The transcript has a single exon. The coding region runs from base 1 to 630 and encodes 209 amino acids. Lineage: Eukaryota; Fungi; Ascomycota; Sordariomycetes; Hypocreales; Clavicipitaceae. The record is from RefSeq and is a predicted model, not a curated record.
AUGUCGGAUCAACAAACAGCCAGCGAGCUGAUGGCAAAGGUGACCUCGUCAUUUACCGCGAGGUGGAACGAUGCUGGCAGCAAAGCCUCCCGCGACGGCGGCUUCUGGCAUCCCGACUCUGAGCGCGAUUUCCGACCCGUCGGCAGCGUUGGCGUCGGCAGCCACAGGGACAUCAACGGCAGCUACUCGGCGGUGCUCAUCGCGCCCAACUGUGCGGCGCAGAAGAUCAACGCCGAAGGCAUGUGCGAGUCUCCCCUGGCCAGUCCCACCGGGUACACCCAGAUCUGGACGGACGCGGGCAGCAAAGCCAAGAAGAACGGCUCCUUUUGGCGUCCAAUUCCUCCCAUUGGCUACGUGGCACUUGGAGAUGUUGCCCAGGACGGCUGGUUGCCCGCGCCGAGCGUCGGCGAUGUCUGGUGUGUGCGGAGAGACCUCGCAGUGGCAGGCAGCUUCGGCAGCCCGAGCGUCUGGGAUGACAAAAAGUCGGGUUCCAAGAAAGACGUGUCGGUCUGGGAAAUCAAAGGCGGGUAUGGCAAUAUCCAGCCCGCCGUGACACGACUUGGCGCCAUCCGCGCCAGUGAAACGUACACUGCGCCUAGCUUGAGCUUUGCCGUCGUCCCCAAAGUGUAG